CGGAAUAGCUGCCUGCCUUGACCUGGCCAAGCCCAAGCAGAGCCCGGUUUGUUUACGUGGUGUAUGGCAUCCACAUCGCGCGCGGCCGACCUGGUUUGUGACGAGCAGGCUCGACCGACCGGCGAACUAUUCGAGCAGGUGUGGAUAUCUCGAAGCGGGCCAGCCGGGAGUGAUACCCCCCCUCAAACGUCACCGGAUACUGCUGUCAUGAUUAGCAUUCCACCCUCCUGGCUCACACUGAUCGUGUCCCAGACAAAAAGGUUAUGUCUCGUCUCGGGAGCUAAAUUCGGGAUUAAUUCGAAAGGAGGCCGGGAACCAUGAGAGAUGUACCUCGUCCCCUUCUGAGAGGGAAAGAUGGACAAGAAAGAAAAACACGGACGGUUGGCAAUGGAUGGCGCCGCGCCGUCUACGUACCUGACCAAAGACUGUGCGCGACACACCGCAAGGGGGAGGGCGGCUGUCAGAAGUCAAACCGCGCCGAGAGUUAUCGAUGUUGGCGUCUGCCCGACCACAAGACCGGCGCGGCGCAGCCGUCCUGGCUUGGAGCCCCCCCCCCCAACCCCAUCUCGAGGGAGAGAAGAAGAGGACACAGAGAGGGGAUGAGGAACCGGGAAACAAAGCCCGACCUCGUGCACGACAAUAAAAUCAAAAGGGAGGUCCAUUCAACAAUGGGCAACGGCAUGUGGAAAAGUCUCACAGGGUACCCAAGGCUAGGGCCACUGCAUCGCCUUGCCUUACAUGCUACCUAUGCUGCUCAUCGCAGUACGGAUACACUAGCACUGCUGCUGCGACGGAGCACAUAUGCGAAGCAUACUUGCUUGCAUCUGGGAUAUGAUGAUUGGGUCUGUAUGCCAACGGCGGUGGACGUCGGUUCCUACAGACUAGCUGAUCUCGCCCCCUCUCGCUCAACACAACGACAUGAAGACCUCCGUUUAUUGUGGCUUUGGCUGCUAUGGAACAGAGGCGAUAGCUGCUGCUGCUGCGACAAGAUCUCCCUAUCGUAGCGGUGGCGGAGCUGGAGAGGGGUUGCGAUUUUCGCCGCCGCUCCAGCCCUCAGUUCUAGUGUACGAUGUACUGUCAUCCAGGCUCAUCCUCACACCCCCCGCCCCGCAACGAAAAGAUCCGCGCACUAUUCUGUCAUACUGCGGUAUCUCCUGCAUGUACCAUGUACGGUAUCUCUUGUAUUUUAGUUUGGUAUUGUACCCGAAGCGACCCCACCUCG
This is a messenger RNA of Colletotrichum navitas, 1222 nucleotides long. RefSeq lists its product as uncharacterized. The record is from RefSeq and is a predicted model, not a curated record. Lineage: Eukaryota; Fungi; Ascomycota; Sordariomycetes; Glomerellales; Glomerellaceae. The transcript has a single exon. Bases 318 to 1004 code for a protein of 228 amino acids.